Molecule: messenger RNA, 1864 nt
Organism: Carassius auratus (goldfish)
Lineage: Eukaryota; Metazoa; Chordata; Actinopteri; Cypriniformes; Cyprinidae
Product: regulator of G-protein signaling 14-like
Exons: 10
Coding region: 348-1496 (382 amino acids)
Biological process (GO): spindle organization; signal transduction; regulation of G protein-coupled receptor signaling pathway
Cellular component (GO): nucleus; plasma membrane; cytoplasm
Molecular function (GO): GTPase activator activity
Source: RefSeq, a predicted model, not a curated record
CGUGCAACAUCACUUGUGUAAAACAGAUCCUUGUUCCUUAUUUAAUGGUUUGAAUCUGACCUGAGCAUUUCUUUUUGCUGUUUCAGUAGCCCUGCUUAAAGGGUUAUAUCCACAAGACAUGCCAUUUUUGCACAUUGAUUUAAUUUUGAGUAUUUGUCAUCUGCAUUUGCACUUUGACUCUUCUCCGUACGAUCUGAAUAUUCAGUCAUAACUAGAAAUCAAAGACCGAUAUCAUCCUAAAAUUGUUGUAUAUCUCCCAUCAGCUGAAGAAAGAGGCGCGUUCCAUCUAUGACAGUUUUCUUUCUGAAAGCUCUCUGCAUGCGGUUAAUAUUGACGAUACGGCCCAGAUGGAAGAGAGCGCCUUGGAGACACCUACACCCAACAUGUUCGAUAAAGCACAGGCACAGAUCUUCAAGCUGAUGAAAAUGGACAGCUACACGAGGUUUGUCCGCUCUACGCUGUACCAGAACUGCAUGCUGGCUUGUGUGGAGGGUCGUCCUCUUCCCAACAUUGGAACCCCAGAGCCCAAAAGCAAAAUGCAUAAAAAGAGUGCAACGCCACCUAGUAACAGAAAGAGUGUUGAGUUGAAAGUGCCCUCAUCAGACAGCAAGACCAACAGGAAGAAGAGGUUAGAGAAGAGAGGCUCAUGGGGAGCUGACCAGUCGUAUCAGCAUGUGGCGGUGUCUCGUAAUGAGUCUCAGAUCUCAGUGAAGUCUAACAGCAGUCUGGAGUUAGUCUCUGGAUUCGGGCGAGCUGAGAACGGACGCUGCAGUGUGCCCAUCUCUGAUCCGGAAGCCUUGAGUUCUGGUUCUCCUACAGCAGAUAAGUACUGCUGUGUCUACCUGCCGGACGGGACCGCCAGCCUGGCCCCUGCCAGACCCGGCCUGAGCCUCAGAGACAUGCUGAGCAGCCUGUGUGAGAAGAGGGGCUUUCCUCUGAAAGAUGUUUUCAUCUACCUACUCGGCAAAGAUAAGCCUCUUUCUCUGGAUCAGGACAGCUCUGUUUUUGGAGAUCAGCAGCUCCGUUUGGAGCUCAGAGUUACAUUUGCGUUAGAUAUUGUGUUUUCAGAAAGAACUUUAGGAAUCGUCGCAAAGUCUAGCAAGAAUUUGGGUGAUGCGCUGUCUGCUGUCCUACAGAAACACCAGCUACGACCUCAGGAUGUGCAGGUUACUCUGAGUGGCUCGAAUGAACCUCUAAACAUGAGCACAGAUGUGUUUCGUCUAGCAGGAAAAACGGUGCGUUUGGACAAAGUUAAAGCUGGUUUGGAGACUCAAGCUACUUCACCAACACCCAAAGCAAAUUCAAGAACCAGAAAACACCAAGACAUGGACAAUCUCGUUGAGCUGCUGAACCGUGCCCAGUGUAGUCGUGCGGAUGACCAGCGUGGUUUACUCACCAAAGACCAGCUGGAAAUACCACAGUUCCUGCAGAUGGAAACACAGAAUGAAAAGCAGACUUCCUGUGACCAGACACAGGAAGAGGAUUGUUUCCUUUGACCAGAGAACCAUUCAAGCACUAUUCAAGCAACGUAAGACUCAAAUCAAGAUUUAGCUGUAUGGCAGACUGGAGGAGAGAAACUCUGAUAAGGUUAUGGCAAGUGUGUGUAUGUAUGGACGAGUGUGUUGAGAUUUCUUAAGCUGGAAGUGAUUUGAGACAUGUGUAUAGAUUGUAUAUUAUAGACACUGCCAUGGAGGGCUCUUAGAAAUACCAUCAAUUAAAUAAUGCAGAAUUAUGGGAAAUUUCCUUAAAAAAAAAAGAUCAAGCUACAUUUGCCUACUAAAACAAUUGUAUUUAUUUUCAUAUCAGAUUAUAUUGUGUGCAAAACAAGUGUGCUCUUAUUUAUUAGGACAUAUUUGGCAGGGGA